GUGCGUAGCCGAUUAUGGAGGGGAUCGGCGUCACCCUGUCUAGAACGGUGUCCCACCUCGGGGCAUGUGGGCGAGCCCCGUUGCCGGUUCGCACCCUCGGCCUUCUUCCCAUCCGGUUUUCCGCCGAUUUUCCCUAAUUUUCCUUCCGCUUCGAGAACCGUCCGGGUUUUUUCUUCCAGGUUCGCGUCUCUUCCGAGCCGUCGCGGGAUGUUUUACUGCUUGUUUGACGUGCAGGGCCUCGGCGUCGGAAGUGCGGCAACGCCGGCUCGGCUCUGAGUCGGCCCGACUGGCUUCCCGCCUGCGUUAGUAGUGGGCAGAACGGCUAGAGAGGGGGAAGACGGGGAUUGCCCAGUCGGGUUCUCUAUUUCUCUCGUUCGUCGGUUUUUCGUCUUUCACCCGUUGUGCGAGGAUCGUGAUAUGUGCUGAGAUGGCGCACGGCGUCGAAGAAGCGUUGGAACGGGGCUCGAAGAAGAGGGCGAAGCCCCGACAGGGGAAAAUGGGCUCGAGACGGAUUUUCUCGCCCCAGUUCAAACUCCGCGUCCUCGACUCGUACAGGAAGGAUUCCGACUGCAGGGGGAAUCAGAGGGCGACUGCGAGGAAGUUCAACAUCCACAGGAGGCAGAUACAGAAGUGGUUGCAGAUGGAGAGCGCGUUGAGAUGCUCGGCCGAGGGAGCGUCGGAGAGCGAGGCGGUGGCCUUGAACCUAGCCGCGGCCAGACAGCGGGACGACAGCCGCCUUGCGGGUUGCCUAUCCGAGCCGCGGAUAGAAGUCGACAAGGUCUCGGAUUCCGAAGACGAUCUGAGCGAGGAUUGCGACCAGGACGGCGCGCUCGACUUCACCUGCGCCGCCCUCAGCAAAAGGAGGUUUUUCUCCCUGGAUUUCAAGCUUGACGUCCUCAACGCCUUCCACGGCGAUCCGUCCUGCUACGGGAACCAACGGGCCACCGCCAGGAAGUUCAACGUACACAGGCGGCAGGUUCAGAAAUGGCUCGACCAGGAACACCUCCUCAGAGGCGAGGAGAACGGAUGCCUAGACCUCUCUUACAAGAAAUUCGAGGACGACUCUUCGAGCAGGACCAUCCUCGACUUGGACGCACCUAGGACCCAGGUCCAGGAAACCGCCCUAUGUCUCGUCAAACGUCCCGAAGCUCCCAAAGAGCUCUUCAGGCCUUACUCCUUGUCACCGGAAGCACCCAACUACGAGCUCUGCUGGGGCAGCUGCUGCACCUUCUACACCCCCAUCCACAGCGUGACGGAAUGGCUCAACCAAGACGCCCAUUACUACAAGCAGGCCGUCAAAGACAUCAACCUCUACUCGCCCAUGUUCAGCUAAUGAAGAUCCCAGAUCAAAUUUAGUUGAGAAUAAGUGCCAAAUCUUUAUAGUUUUUAACUAUUACGACUUUCAGACUGCUAACGAUUGUAACUCAUAUGUCUGUUUCUGGAUAAUUAAAACUUUUAAGGUUAUAUUAUUCGAAAAUGUUACGCCGUCUUCCAAUUUGUUAAUGAUUAAAGCUCUCAGGUUUUCUACUUUUAAUCCUUGUGUUCAUUUAUAUUUAAACUAUAUUUUGUAUAUAUAAAUGUUAUAUAAGUAUUUUUCUAUUUAA
Cimex lectularius (bed bug) is the source of this 1604-nucleotide messenger RNA. RefSeq lists its product as uncharacterized. The record is from RefSeq and is a predicted model, not a curated record. Bases 428 to 1333 code for a protein of 301 amino acids. Lineage: Eukaryota; Metazoa; Arthropoda; Insecta; Hemiptera; Cimicidae. The transcript has a single exon.